AUUUCGCCUGCCCUUCUUAGACAUGGCGCUGGCCAGCGUGUUGGAGCGGCCGCUACCGGUGAACCGGCAGGGCUUUUUUGGACUUGGAGGUCGUGCAGAUCUGGUGAACCUGGGUCCGGGGAGUCCCAGCGAUGGGCUGAGCCUGGCUGCACCUGGCUGGGGGGUCCCAGAGGAGCCGCGAAUCGAAAUGCUUCAUGGAACCACCACGCUAGCCUUCAAGUUUCGCCAUGGAGUCAUUGUUGCAGCUGACUCCCGGGCCACAGCAGGGGCUUACAUUGCUUCCCAGACAGUGAAGAAAGUCAUAGAGAUCAAUCCCUACCUUCUGGGCACCAUGGCUGGGGGUGCAGCGGAUUGCAGCUUCUGGGAGCGGCUGUUGGCCCGGCAGUGUCGAAUCUAUGAGCUUCGAAAUAAGGAACGCAUUUCAGUAGCAGCUGCCUCCAAGCUUCUUGCCAACAUGGUCUAUCAGUACAAAGGCAUGGGGCUGUCCAUGGGUACCAUGAUCUGUGGCUGGGAUAAGAGAGGUCCUGGCCUCUACUACGUGGACAGUGAAGGGAACCGGAUCUCUGGAGCUACCUUUUCUGUAGGUUCUGGCUCUGUAUACGCCUAUGGAGUUAUGGAUCAAGGCUACUCCUAUGACUUGGAAGUGGCAGCAGCCUAUGAUUUGGCCCGCCGAGCCAUCUACCAAGCCACCUACAGAGAUGCUUACUCAGGAGGUUCAGUCAAUCUCUACCACGUGCGGGAAGAUGGCUGGAUCCGAGUCUCCAGUGACAAUGUAGCCGAUUUACAUGAAAAGUAUAGUAAAUCUACUCCCUGAAGGAUGGAUUUCUUGGGGUGACUGUCAUUGGUAAUAUUAUAACAUCCCUUCUAGAGUAGAGUAAUCCACAGUUGUAUCUGUACCUUUUUAUAAAGCCCCUGAAACAUUGAUCACUGUGUGUGACCCGUUAUAAAUGAGCUGCUACAGAGGCCGCUGUUUACUUUCUUGGAUGUUACCAUUACAGCACUCAGUACUCGA
Messenger RNA from Dipodomys ordii (Ord's kangaroo rat), 1012 nucleotides. RefSeq names its product proteasome (prosome, macropain) subunit, beta type, 5 (gene Psmb5). Gene Ontology annotation, molecular function: threonine-type endopeptidase activity. The record is from RefSeq and is a predicted model, not a curated record. Lineage: Eukaryota; Metazoa; Chordata; Mammalia; Rodentia; Heteromyidae. The transcript is spliced from 3 exons. Bases 23 to 814 code for a protein of 263 amino acids. Gene Ontology annotation, cellular component: proteasome core complex.